Molecule: messenger RNA, 1764 nt
Organism: Penicillium soppii
Lineage: Eukaryota; Fungi; Ascomycota; Eurotiomycetes; Eurotiales; Aspergillaceae
Exons: 5
Coding region: 1-1764 (587 amino acids)
Biological process (GO): regulation of DNA-templated transcription
Cellular component (GO): nucleus
Molecular function (GO): transcription cis-regulatory region binding; zinc ion binding; DNA-binding transcription factor activity, RNA polymerase II-specific
Source: RefSeq, a predicted model, not a curated record
AUGAAACCCGCUCGAAUACCAGGUGGGACCCCUGCACCGUAUGGCCGCGCUUGUGUGAACUGCGCACACGCCAAGUGCAAAUGCAUUCUUCUUCCGACUGGUAGUGGCUGUGAAAGAUGCCAGCGGCUGGGCAAAGAAUGCCGGCCGGCCCAGACGGUCCGAAGGCGCAAUCAACGGUCAUCGGCGUCUAAAUUUGCCAAUCUCGAGGCUAAAGUGGAUUAUGUCCUGGCAAAUUAUCCGGUGCUUCAGGGUAGCACAAUCUCUGACUUGCCCCCAGACUGGGACCCUGCGGGUCUCAUACAGAGCCACAGUGAUGCCGCGGAUCAGUCUACAUCAGUAAUCGCCCGCACUGCUACAAGUCUCUCUUCUUUGUCAUCUCAUGAUGAAACACCGUAUUCAUCACGCAAUAUUCCCGAGUAUCAUGAUGUUCUAUCCUUGCUUUAUGUCCCACCCGACAUGGCUCAGAAGUACCUCGACCAAUUCCGCACUUACCACUUGCAAUAUUUUCCUUUUGUCUACAUUCCUUCUGCAAUUACUUCUGAUGAAUUGCAAGCUAAAUACCCGUUCUUCUGGGUUUGUAUCAUGGAUGUGCUUACCACGAAAAAUCCGGAAAAGGGUGAUUCUUUCAGGAGGAUCAACAACCACAUCCACCAAAGAAUUAUGGUCGAUGUUGCGCCAAGUAUGGAUCUCCUUCUGGGAAUAAUGACUUUUGUCUCCUGGGUCACAUACACGAAAAGGCCUUUUCUCAAUUCCUAUACCCACAUUCUCAUGGGAGUCGUCGCCGAACUUGGCAUCAAUCAAGGUAUUGCAAGAGAGAACUCUAUCAUGCAAGAUUACAAGGCUGCCAUGGGAAUAAAGCAAAGCCAACCUGCGAUCCGAACUCUCGAGGAGAGGAGGGCUGUGUUGGGCUGUUUCUUGAUCUCAUCCUCCGUUGCACUUUCAAUAUCCAAAAUCGAUGCUAUGCGGUGGACGCCACACAUGGAAGAAAGCCUCUCAGUACUCGCGGAGGCUAAAGAGUGUCAAGAGGAUGAGAUUCUGAUUGCAUUGGUCAAGAGCCAUUUGGUUCUGGACAGGUCAUACUUCCUCCGGCGUGAUGGUGAAGCGAUAAACUCACCGUCCUUUUAUCUAAAUAUCUUCAAAGCGCAACUUGACAGCGUCAAGCAGGAGAUACCGCCCCAUCUUCAGAAACAUAGAGUCAUACGAUUGUACAUGUAUAAUGCCGAUGUCACAAUCAACGAGAUUGCACUUGGCCCCUCCGCGAUCCCACACCUCCCUGACCUCCAACGUCUCGACGGCCUAUACACCUCUCUCCAAUCCACGAAAUCCUGGCUAGAUAUCUGGAUGGAGUUCAAGCCAGAGCAGUAUUUCCAAUUACCAUCCACUGUCUUCUUCCAGUUCAUCAGAUGCAUUAUCAAUCUGUACAGACUCACUGUUCUGGAGGACCCGGCAUGGAGCCAGUCGGUGGUUCGAGAAACAGCCAACGUUAUCGAAUACUUGGACAGAAACAUAGCCAUGCUCAACAAUUGUCCAGAAUACAUCGCCCUCGAGGAAGGCAAGGAGAUGAAUAUGCUUGAAAAAGGACUGCGAAUGUUUACAGGAUUGAGGAAUACAUGGGAGCCAAAACUAAUGGAGUUAUGGGGCUUGGAUAUGUCAGCCAGAGAGAAUGAUGGUAGUAUGGUUGUGUCCGAUAACAUGCUACCCCCAUGCAUGCCCCUGACACAGAUUGAAGAAGCUUGGAUGUUGGAGUUCUUGGGAUCUAUGUGA